Messenger RNA from Closterium sp. Yama58-4, 3363 nucleotides. The record is from the annotation of a GenBank genome assembly. Lineage: Eukaryota; Viridiplantae; Streptophyta; Zygnematophyceae; Desmidiales; Closteriaceae.
AUGGUGCGUUCAGGUGCCACGGUGCUGAUGCUGGUCAGGCGCAUGGCAGCAUGGACACCGACCAGGAGUCUGGCAGCGAUGCGUGAACUGGCCGACGUCAUGGGCAUGGGCUCAACGACUGUGAACUUUGCAACAGCCACAGCACCGUUCAUGGACGUCCUGGAACGCUUGGCCUUGAAUGUGCCAUCUGUGCCAAGGAGCAUGUGCUAUGGAACAUGGAGGCUGGUACCACGGCUGUACAGGCCAAAUGAGCACAUGCCACGUGAGCCUGCUAUGGACGAGGCAAUGAACAGGGCCAGGGUACGAGUCAUAGGAGGCACAGCCCGUGUCAUGCCUGCGCCCGUGCAGAUCCCUGCGCCUGUGGGCACGAUCGUGACUGGUCCACUGCCAGGGACCUCGCAGGGUGACAAUGACAGUGACGGGACACCGGACACGCCUGGGAUCGAGUCAGAUGGCGAUCCCCUGUCAGACGACGAUGACCAGGACGAGGACGGUGAUUACAACGGCCUGGGACGCAGUGCUCGUCAGCCUCGUCCCUGGUCCUUGCCUAUGAUCGGAUUCAGGCCUUGUCCUGAGAUCGUACCAGAGCUCAUGGCCCCGUCACGUAGGCUCGGAUCACUGGUCAGGAGGCCGUUGUCCAUUGGACUGUUGCCAUCAUACUGGUGGCAGGAGCAUAUGUCCAAGGCAGAGGUUAUCCUGUCCAAGGUCCUGACACCUGAGCGCCUGAGGCUUGUCAUGUGGACAGUGGGCAACGGACUGCUGGAUCCCAUUGCAAGGCCUCGGAUCCUGUACCUGUAUGGGCCCAAGGGAGGCGAGGGCAAGUCCACAGCUCUGCAGGUUCUGGCUUCGCAACUGCCUGGGUGCUACAGGCCAUUGAGCAGGAACUACCCCGGCACGGCCUCGAACCUGCCAGAGGACGAGAAGGCUAGGCUCAUGGACUACCGGUUCACGUCCCAUGGCGACGUCGUGUUGAAGGAUGGCAGGGUCAAUGCCACGUUCUGGAAGGAAGUCUGCGGCGGCGACCUUGUCAGUGUCUCAGGCGGAGUCGGUGUCCUUGACCUCACUGUCCUGUUGGCGAGUAACGAUAUCUGGUUCCCGCACAUGACACGGCGCACGUUUGUGAUUCUGCUGGACAAGACCGCGUUGGACUUGCCCAGGCCUGACAUGGCAUUCAGUGACAGGGACGUGUUCGAGUUCACAUGCGCAUGCAUCGGGACAAGGCUCAAGUCGGAGGAGCCACCUGUCACUGCCGAGUGCGUGUUGCUCACGAUCUUUGGCAAGCGAGCAGGCAUCGUAACAAGGGCUGUGAGACUGGCUGAGCCUGAGACCUUUGACCAGGCCCUUGUCGCGUCCUAUUCAAUUGCGAUGCUCAGGGGCCAUGUAGCAGGAGGCGGUACCUACGUCCAGGUGCAGAAGGACAGUCCACCGACGAUGACAGCAGCGUCAGUCCUGGGUCCCACGUUGCAGAAUGACGAUCCGCUGAUUGCAUUGAUCCUAGCUGAGGAGAGGGACGUAACGAAGUCGACAUCAGCAGCAGGACCGCUUGAGUUCACCGACGUCUACGUGCUGUGGCCCGACGGUGGCAUCAGCCCCUCUCUCAUCCUGCAGUCGGUGGUCGUCGAGUACAGGACGAACAUUGGACAGGCCAAGCAGUACAAGUCCGAUAGAGGCGACAGGACCUGGAGCGGGACUUACAUGGAAUCGUACGCGUCACUUGGCAUUCCAGCAGCACGCUAUCAGUGGCUCAUGGACUCUAUCAGGGCAUGUGUGCCAAUGCCUGUGGAUGAGCUGACUGCAACAAUGAACGAUGGCUAUGCCUGGGUCAAUGCAAAGCUGCCUGACAAGGUAGGGCUGAGAAUGACAAUGAGGGUGAACCAAGUAACCAAGCAGCUGUCGAAUGCAGUCACAGCCCUCAGCAGCAUCAGGUCCAAUGUCAGCGGAAUAGGAACGGUUACGAUCAAGCUCAGGAGGAUCCCGGACGAGCACAGGAAUCGUGGCAGGCACUAUGCGGUGACUCUCAUGCUGCACGCGAUGCAGAUCCUGUCAGUUGACCAUGCAUCAGUCGCAGUCAAGUGCACGCGUGAGUUCAUUGAAUCUGUCAAGCGCAUCGUAGGACCGGACGUGAACACGUCACCGCUGUCGUACUUGGCCCUGAUCCCUGAGUCUCUGCCAUUGAAGCACGUGGUCAUAGCCGAGGGACCGUACCCGUCUCACAGGCUGCCUGCUCUGGCCUCAGCAUUCGCAUACGUGGCCCCUGACUCUAGCAUGACGGUGUCGUCCCAGAUCCUGUCACAGGCCCUGUGCAUGAGCAUCGACUGGGAGGAACUGGAACUGUGCCAGAACUUGGUCAAGCGCUCUCAUGGACUGAGAAACGUUGGCAUCAUCAUGGUCAACUGCCGCAUGGCCCUGGACGACAGCGUAUGCGUGAACGUUGCCCUGGAGUCGCUGUUCUCAAAGUGGCUGAUGCAAAUGCUCAUUGUCUCACAGGCAAUGAACCCUGACACGGUGCGAUUGUACUCGUUCGGAACACCUGCACGUAAGGCCGUGAACGCAGCCCUGCAGCACAUGACCACGUUACAGCGCACAGCCGUACGUUGUCAGGUCAUUGGGCUCAAGCACCCGGCCUGGCUCUCACGUGCCUGCAGAUCCUCUUCCGACAUAGCCAUGGCAUCCGGCAACGUCAACGUCCCCGCUGCCAGCACCUCUGCAGCAGGCAGGGGUCAGGGCACGUCACAAGCCCAAGGCCGCGGUCAUCGUCAGGCGCCUGUUGGUGAAGCAGGUUCAUACGCCAUGGGCCUCGUACAGGAAGCAGCGAACACUUGCCGGCAGCUCCGGGACAAGUCUGAGGCUGCCAUCGCACGUCUCCUGGUGGCAAUCAAGAGCCUGGAGGACGAGGACAGGGACGCCAUCGAGGCCUGCAUCACAGAGCUGAGCAACACCAACAGCAGCCUGGCGAACUCCCCUUGCCCCACCGCCAACCCUCCUGCGCCUUAUCCAUCCCAUCCUCACACCUCACCUCCUUCGUACCUCCCACCCAUGUCAGCCGCACAGGCAAGCACUAGCCCCUUGUCGCUGCGUUUGAGUCGACUCAAAAGUGUCCAUCCCACCCCACACCUCACCUCCUUCGUACCUCCCAAAUCAGCCGCACAAACGGGCAGUAGCCCAUUGUCGCUGCGGCAGCGGGUGGGCAUCGCGGUGGGAGUGCUGAGGGCGCUCAAGGCGAUGCAGAGUCAUGGGCAGGUGCACGGCGACCUCAAGCCCUCCAAUGUGCUGCUCACUGUCGCCUGGGAGGUGAGUGCUUUCUUUGAGAUGUGUGCCUUGCCCUCACACACUCUAUUUGGCUGGCAUGCCAUGCCCUAUUGA